Molecule: messenger RNA, 1902 nt
Organism: Penicillium cataractarum
Lineage: Eukaryota; Fungi; Ascomycota; Eurotiomycetes; Eurotiales; Aspergillaceae
Exons: 5
Coding region: 1-1902 (633 amino acids)
Biological process (GO): amino acid transmembrane transport
Cellular component (GO): vacuolar membrane
Molecular function (GO): amino acid transmembrane transporter activity
Source: RefSeq, a predicted model, not a curated record
AUGUCAAUGCUACCUGGCCCCAUGGGCAUCACAGCCCCUACUGAGCAGAUCCGUGAAGAGGGAGCUUCACCAGAAGAGAUCCGCAAAAUGGAGCUGGCUGGCACCCACGUUGGCGUGCGCCAUCGCCAAUGGGGUCUGGAGGCUCGUCUGGAUCCAACGGUGACCUUUGAAGAGUUCACCUACUGGGCCAAGAUUGAGCGUGAGCUCGAGGAUGAGGAGUAUCGCCGCUACACUGCCGUGACUGCUGGCGGCGGUAUCCUGGGCUCCAUCAAGGGUUAUUUCAAGAACAACCCUUAUGAGGAUGCCAAGAUCCAGGAAUCCCGUGAGCUGCAGCAGGCCAACGAGCAGUCUCUCCAGGUCUCUGAAAAGAAGGCCGGUGUUGCCGUCAACGGCAGCGAUGAUGGCGCCGUCAGCCCUGUCUCGCCUCCUCCCUACGAUCUCGAUGCCGAGUGGCGCGUGGCUGCUCGUGCUCUGCGCAAUGCCGGCUGGGGAACUAUCUUCUAUCUGAUCACGACCGAUAUUCUGGGUUGGUCGCAGACCCCCUACGUCUUUGCCAACACUGGUUACGGUCUCGGUGUUGGUAUCUUCCUUCUUAUGGGUUUCGCUGCUUUCGCCUCUGGUAUCAUGAUCUGGAGAACCUUCCUCGGCCUCGACUCGUCCCGCUACCCGAUUGUCAGCUUCGGUGAUCCAUUCCUGCGUCUGUAUGGACCUCGCAUGCGCCACUUUAUCAACUUCAUGCAGUCGCUGCAGAUGUUCCUGAGUGUCGCCGUCGUUCUCCUCGGUAACACUGGUAUCAUUGCUCAGCUUGGUGGAAACGCCAACCUCUGCUAUGUCGUCUGCGGUGUCAUCUCGCUCGUCGUCGGUAUGGCCAGUGGUUACAUGCGAUCCCUCAAGCACCUCGGUUGGUUCUGCAACAUGUCGGUGUGGAUUAACAUCGUCACCUUCCUUAUCAUCUGCGUUGCUGCGGCCAAGCACGGCCCUGACCCGGCCGCUGCCGUUGACAACGGUAUCCUCAACAAGGCUUGGGACACCGUCGCUACCAUGGCUCCUGUCAAGACCUUCAUUGGCACUCCCCCUGCCGAGUACCAGCCCACCGACACCAACCUCUUUGCUGCUCAGUUCAACGGUAUCAACAGCAUGGUUUACGCCUACUCUGGCGCUGUCAUGUUCGUCGCCUUCUUGUCUGAGAUGAGACGCCCUAUGGACUUCUGGAAGGGUCUCCUCGUUGCCCAGACCUUCAUCACCGUUGUCUACAUCUUCUUCGGUGCCUUUGUCUACCACUACUACGGCCAGUACAGCUACAGCAACGUCAACCAGUCCGUCAACCCCAAGAACCUCCAGGUCGUCGGCAACGUCCUCUCCCUGCUGACCGGUUGGCUCGCCAUCUUCCUCUACUUCAACGUCGGCAUGAAAACCGUCUACCUCGAAGUCGGCCAAGCAAUCUUCAACCUGCCCGCCAUUUCCUCCAAGAGCGGCAAAUUCCUCUGGUGGGGACUCGGCCCCGUCUACUGGAUAAUCGCCUUCGUCCUCUCCAUGUCCGUCCCCGAAUUCAGCGCCUUCACAAACUUCGUCGGCGGCCUCUUCAGUCUCAACUUCACCUACUCCUUCUCCGGCGUCAUGUACCUGGCCUACAAGAUCCAGGACGGCGCCCGUCUCCCCGGCGAGGGCUUCGACCCUGCCACCGGCCAGACUACCCGUCUGGACCACGGCACUAAGCGGUGGAUCCGCGGUUUCUUGAACACUUGGAAGAUUAGUGUGCCCGUGCUUAUCUUUACUGGCUGUGGUCUCGCUACUUCCGGCAUGGGUACUUGGGCUGCUGUUUUGGCGCUGGAGUCUGCGUUUGGUCCUGGUGGUUCUGUUGUUACUUCUUGGACUUGUACUAACCCUUACUAUACUGGUUAA